Schistocerca serialis cubense is the source of this 526-nucleotide messenger RNA. It is a transcript of the gene LSm3, whose product is annotated as U6 snRNA-associated Sm-like protein LSm3. Gene Ontology annotation, molecular function: RNA binding. The coding region runs from base 126 to 431 and encodes 101 amino acids. Gene Ontology annotation, cellular component: catalytic step 2 spliceosome; precatalytic spliceosome; Lsm1-7-Pat1 complex. Gene Ontology annotation, biological process: mRNA splicing, via spliceosome; P-body assembly. The transcript is spliced from 3 exons. The record is from RefSeq and is a predicted model, not a curated record. NCBI's taxonomy places the organism in Eukaryota, Metazoa, Arthropoda, Insecta, Orthoptera, Acrididae.
UUUAUUUGUAGGUUUGUGUAGAAUAGAAUCUUUGCUGACAUUUGUCAGCGGGAAUAUGAAUCAAUGUUUAUGAAAUACUGAAAUAGUCUAGAAAGUAUAAGACUGGUGGGGAAACAGCUGUCAUAAUGGCGGAAGAUGGCGACCAGGUUCCGGCUAUUACUGUUAAGGAGCCUCUGGAUCUAGUUCGCCUAAGCUUGGAUGAAAGAAUUUAUGUCAAGAUGAGGAAUGAACGAGAGCUUAGAGGAAGGCUUCAUGCUUAUGAUCAGCACCUCAAUAUGGUACUGGGUGAAGCGGAAGAAACUGUAACCACUGUAGAAAUUGAUGAAGAAACAUAUGAAGAAGUUUAUAAGACAACAAAGCGGAACAUUCCUAUGUUGUUUGUUAGAGGUGAUGGUGUAAUUCUUGUAUCCCCUUUGAUAAGAUCAGGUUAAACAUUGGUGUAUGCCUUGUAUCGUGUUUGAGCAAAUGAUAUGCCAUAAACCUUAUUGCCAAAAUAAAAAGAUCGUAUUGUUGUUACCGGAGUAAA